UUUUUUUUUUUUUUUUUUUUUUUCACACAAGUCAUGGAAGACACGUUUGAUAUCAUUCAAGAUCCUCGUAUUGCUUAUAAAACAGGAAACAAGAAAGAAGCUGUUAAACUAUUAUAUUCAAAAUCCAAAGUAUAUAUUCACCCUUCUCAAAACCCUGCUGGUUUUAUUGCAGGUUAUUUAUCUAUUGUUGAGAACUCAGAGCAUCAAUACCUAGUUGCUUGGACACCUGAGACAGUCAUUCCCUCCAAAGACAAAGAGGCCUUUGUUCAAGUGGAUAUUCAUCCAGACGAUAAGAAUGAAAUUCAAUCUUCUAUUGUUUUACCAGAAGAACAUACAUUGUAUGCUCUAUCUGCUCCUGUAGACACGAUUCAUUCUCUACUUGUUCAAGCACCUUCUUUUUCUCGAUGGUAUGGCCAUAUUGUAAUCAACUUUAAAGAGGGACCGAGUGCUGGUCCCUUUUGGUUUCAUGAUGAUGAAAGCAAGAGUACUAUGCUUCAAAAGAACACGCAGGGUGGUAAAUUUGUAGGCAAUACACAGCAAGUACGUUGGGGAGGGGAUGAGUUUAUCGAUCGAUUAGGUCAACUUGUGCCUGUACACGCCUCCGAGACAGACUAUUUAUAUCUUGUGGGUCAUGGCAAUACAUCACCUGCUUUAUUCGCAGCAACUCAAAUGGAUCCUUUUGUUGCUACAUUAAAAGAAGCACGUUGGAACAUUUUAGAAAAGUUGUCACGAGUCACCAAGUUUUCAAGAGACACUGCAGUCAACUUGUUAAGUAAACCAGCUACACGUCCUUUAGUUCCUUUGUUCCCUACCCAUGUUCAAGAGAUGUGUCACCAGAACGAAACAGUCAAACAAACAGUGGACGAUUAUGAUUCAGCACGUAUCUUUUUAGCCAAAUGGGCGGCUGGUUUAGCUGCUCAAUCAAGUCAUACAGUACCCAAAGAUCAAAAGUAUCGUCAUGUUGGUGUAUGGGGACAUGAUGGAUGGGAAGAAGAUACUGCAUUAGGUGUUUUUGAAAUACUCAAUUCUGAAAAUGAUGUCUCUAUCCCUACCCAUACAAGGACAACACCAGUAACAAGUGCAGAAUGGCAUUCUUAUUUUGAUCAAAAGGGUCGACUCUUGGUAGAUCUUGAGAUAGUCAAGAAGCAUAUCUUUUCUGGAGGUUUGGAUAUGCGUAUUCGAAAACAGGCUUGGUUGUUUUUGACAGGUGUCUAUGCGUGGGACUCUGAUACACAAGAGCGUCAACGUAUUGAUCAAGAAAAAAGUAAACACUAUCUGGAUCUAAAGCAUCAGUGGUUCAACAAUGCUUCCCUCAGAGAGACAUCAGAAUGGCAAGACCAAAAGCAUAGAAUAGAUAAAGAUGUGCAUCGUACAGAUCGUACUGUCGAUAUUUAUAUGAAUCAAGACUUGGAUACUCCCAAUAUGCAGUCUGGCUCCAACCAUCACCUGGAAACACUCAAGCAUAUUUUAUGCACUUAUAAUGUAUUCAAUACAGAAUUAGGAUAUGUUCAAGGUAUGUCUGAUUUAUUGUCGCCUUUAUAUGCUGUGAUUGAAGACGAAGCACUUGCCUUUUGGGCCUUUGUUGGCUUUAUGGAGCGUAUGAAGUCCAAUUUCUAUACAGAUCAAUCAGGCAUGCAUCAACAGUUAUUGACCAUGGACCUCUUGUUACAAUUCAUGGAUCCUUCUUUAUAUAAGCAUUUUGAACGUACAGACAGUGGUAACUUCUUUUUCUGUUUUCGAUGGCUAUUGGUUUGGUUCAAGCGUGAAUUUACUUGGAAAGACAUGUUGGUUUUAUGGGAGGUGUUAUGGACAGAUUACUUGACAGAUAAAUUUCAUCUUUUUGUUGCAUUGUCUAUUUUGGACCAGCAUCGAGACGUGAUGAUGGAGUACUUGAAAAACUUUGAUGAAAUACUUAAAUAUACAAAUGAUCUAUCCAUGACGAUUGAUUUACAAGAAACAUUACAAAGAGCCGAAAUCCUUUAUUACCAGUUUAAACAACGAAUGGAAGCUGUAGAAUCCAAGCGACAAUCAGGCAGUACAGUCAAAUUACCUGUGAUUCACCCACUUUUGCAUGAACUCAUUAAAAAACAAUAAAAAUAAUAAUAAUACUAAUAAUAAUAAUACUAAUAAUAAAAGGGAGUCUUAUGCAAGUUUCU
Molecule: messenger RNA, 2156 nt
Organism: Gilbertella persicaria
Lineage: Eukaryota; Fungi; Mucoromycota; Mucoromycetes; Mucorales; Choanephoraceae
Product: rab-GTPase-TBC domain-containing protein
Exons: 10
Coding region: 34-2094 (686 amino acids)
Biological process (GO): activation of GTPase activity
Molecular function (GO): GTPase activator activity
Source: RefSeq, a predicted model, not a curated record